Molecule: messenger RNA, 879 nt
Organism: Cylindrotheca closterium
Lineage: Eukaryota; Bacillariophyta; Bacillariophyceae; Bacillariales; Bacillariaceae
Source: the annotation of a GenBank genome assembly
AUGUUGGCUCCAAACAUCCCACAACCAUCUAUCUACAUCCCACAACCAUCUUUCUACAUCUCCAAAUUUGAACAUGGAGUUGCCAAAGGUGCUGCCGGACUCAUUGGCAACAAUUCUCGUGUCAGACAAUUAUCGGUUUCCAAGAAUUUCAAUGAAAAUAGGAAUAAAUCUGACAGCGUUUGUAGUCUCCUUUUCAUGCCGGUCGUCUACAUUCCUGGUGACAAAAUGGACAAUCCAAAAUGCAACAAUAAUCCUACUUUAAACUUCCUUGAACAGGACCCAAACCACAAACGGGCUAUUUCCAAUUGUUAUCAGCUUCAAAUCGGAAGGACGGACCACUUGGGCUUCUCCAGUCUCUUAAGCAGAAUGAACGCUCCCACUCUUGAUGGCGACAAGGCCCUUGCCGGAUGUUGGUAUGGGACUACACUAGGAAACCCACAUCCGGUCUUAUACAAAAUGGAUCCUUUGUUAGUAUUACCUGGAAUUCACUCGGCAACUUUUGUUCCACUGCAGGGUUGCUUUUCCCUUGUCUUCGCCGCUCCAAAAUGUGAAGACAAUUCCAAACAUUCCCACGGUCUUGAAGCAUUCCAGGAAUGGAAAGAAACGUUGUCUUUGAGUUCAAAGAUGGUACUGACUCACAUGCUACUAGUGUUUGAGAACGUGGCAAGACAGGAAUUGAGGACACCUGAUGUUGACCUUCUACACUUUCAGUGCACUCCAGUUGAAGCAUACACCUUUCCAUGUCAACAAUGGAAAUGUUGCACGAUUAUUGAAAAUGAUAAAGCAUCACAAGAAUACAUGAUAUUGCAUCCAAUGGUAUUGGAGUCCAAGGACAACAAGGGUGUGGAGGGAAGCGAAGCCCCGGAGGAGGACAAGUAA